AUGAACCUAAUGCUCUACGAAGAAUGGACUACUUCACCUUCUCAAGCAGACGGGCUCAGCGAGGCAGAGGAACGCAGGCAACUGGAAGAAAUCUACGCUAUUAUAGUCGAACUCACUAAAUUACUGAGCAGAGACCAAUUUAUUGCGUCUUCAGCGAUGGUCAUUAUUCACAAAUAUUUCAAACUAUAAUCUCUUGUUAAUGUUUCAUCUCCGCCCCUCUUCAUCGCAACCUCGAGCGUAUUCAUCUCAGCCAAGGUCCUUUACAUGCCGGUUACUCUGGAGAAGGCGGUGCAAGCUUUGUUUCACAUAGAAAAGCGUCAAAACCGAACCUCCAUGAUGAAGGCUUCGCUCACAAAGGACCGAGAAAAACAUUACAGGGAUAUGCUCGAAAGAAUAGAAUUUGAAAUUCUAUAGAUGAUUGGAUUUGAUUCCGAACAUGAGUUACCAUAUAAGCAUCUGCGCAGUUUUUGCGAGAAGCAUGUGCCCGUUGCUUCGAGAGCAUCACUGCACAGCACUGCUUUCAGAUUUUGUAAUGACUCAUUCAAAUUGCCCGCGUGCCUCUACUUCCACCCAAAAAUUAUUGCGGCUGCUUGUAUCUAAAUGGCAGCUAAAUGGCGAAUGAACAAUGGAUUGGAAGCAGGAAUGGAAUUGCGAAUACAAGGCCAUCCAUGGUUCAAAUGGAUUGAUUCCGCCAUAGAAUAGGCCCAAAUUACCGAGGUAAUAACUUAUCUUCGUGUAUUGUACCAAAAAUAACCAGAAACCAAGAAGCCGACCCAAGAAAAUGUAUAAAUAUCUUCAACUGUGUAAAUACUUUUUUCAUUAUAAUCAAAUGUGUUACUUUAAGGCCCUUGA
This is a messenger RNA of Stylonychia lemnae, 852 nucleotides long. NCBI's taxonomy places the organism in Eukaryota, Ciliophora, Spirotrichea, Sporadotrichida, Oxytrichidae. The record is from the annotation of a GenBank genome assembly.